Messenger RNA from Pocillopora meandrina, 10173 nucleotides. NCBI's taxonomy places the organism in Eukaryota, Metazoa, Cnidaria, Anthozoa, Scleractinia, Pocilloporidae. The record is from the annotation of a GenBank genome assembly.
AUGGCGCUGUGUUUUGUGAAAACAUCAACGUUUGCUUUGCUGGUCCUAGUACAAGUUUGUCAUGGGAAGGACCCUCAACCCCAACAGAUUCACAUCUCAGCAACAGGUAAGGAAAACAUAUCAGAGACUGUUAAGAAGAAAAACUCAGAUGUUAAUCACCUGACUAAUAACGAAGGCUAAGGCUGACACUCGAAAGAGUCAUCUCUUCACAGUUAACGACAGGGGUCUCUCUACUUUUAUCAACCUCUACUGAGCACUUUAUGCAACAAAUUCCCCGCGAAUUUCAAGUUCGAUUCUCGUUUUCUGGGGAUUUAAUUCAGGAUUCCUAGUUUCGCACGCAGUCACAUGACUUCCCAAAUCGACCUUUUGAAAUCUCUUCAUAAAAUUUCUUACACUUCAAGCGAGGCUGAUUUCAACUCAGACGAAGGCGCUAUUUCCCUAUUUAACUUAACUUCAGCACACUUUUGAUUCUCGAGAAUUCCACCAAGAUCGCAUGACGAACUGCCUCUCUUCUUUCAGUUGUCCACCAUGUCAACACCGUCACCUUGUUCGUUCAUGCAGUUCCUUUAAGGUUCCUUUCGCUUUACUUUUUCUCUUGAAGCAGAUCGUAAGCGUAAUCAGUUUUUCAUUUCGGCUACGGCUAAAUGAAGCGAAAUUUCUGUAGCGCCCCAACAUCGUACAAAUCGCUCAGGCCAGUACAGAAAUGUUAACUCUACCGAAAAUGUUAUGUAAGCUUUAAUUUUAGAAAGUGUUAUAAUCUUAAUCGUCCCGAGCAAAAACCAUCCUACAAAUCGAAUCGCCCCUGAAAUACCAUUCACAGUUUGAAAUUUUUCUACUUUGUGAUAUUCUUCCCAUUUUCUCAAAGUCCAUCCGAGGUUCUUUCAAUGAUACAAUUGUGCGCGGCUUCCGCAUAAAAAAACUUUAUGAUGCGUUAUGUGUUCAUGAACACAGCUCUUAUUUACACUUGAUUAAGAGAACUUGUGUCAUAGAUAUUGUAAUUGGAUUCCGACCAUUUCUGCUGUCAGCUUAAAAUAGCGUCUAAAUGAAAGCGAAAACUCGCAGUUACAUAUACCACAUAGGUCUGUUGCUUUCAUCACGACGGUUAACUGGACCUGUUAUGUAAUGCCUCACUUAUCUAGUAAUGUUAUGCUCUGACUACCAAAUUGGUGAUCGUAAAUCGUUCAAUUUUAAGGUCACAAAUUACAAAUCAAAUUAGUUAGUUUUAUUGUCUGCCCAAGCUUAAAUUGUUAUUCUGGUAAUUCGAUGGAUGAUUCAAUAACCACUCUACCAAAUUUCUGAUUAUAUUUGUUUAAUAAUGUGCAUGUGUUUUUACACAGUGAGUAAGUUUUUAUUGCUGUAUUAUUGCAGAUGAGUACUGAAUAUUAAUUUGUGUAGCAUGCUGUACUGAGGUUAUUAAAGACCUUGCCAGGUAGUUUUUGUACAAAAAGAUUCAAGCGCAUUGAUUUGAACCUUUUGUUCAACUUUUAGGGGACCCUACAGAGAUGAUGAUCACCUGGGUCACUAUGGCUUACACCAACUACACUAUUGUGGAAUACAAUAAGGCUGGUUUUCCUCUUACGCUGAGGGAAUCUGGCAGCAUUACUAAAUUUACUGAUGGUGGUUCAGCACAUUUGGUGAGAUACAUUCACAGGGUCAAACUGACAGGACUGGUUCCUGCUCAAAGAUAUGGUAGGUCUUCAAACUAUGUUAUUUCAUCUUCCAGCCUUCAAUUUUUAGAUAAAGUAAAUGAAAGGAUGCUGCCUGACAUUAAGGCUUUCCAGAGACUUAAAAGUAGAUUGAGAAACAUAAAGAAUGUGUAGUACUCUAAAAAAGGGCACUUCUAGUUUCCUCUGCUAUUUUUCAGUCCAUCGUUUUAAAUUACUCAUAACAUUUUUAGUGAUAAAGUUUAGCUUUAGAAUCAGCUUCUGAAAGAAGAAUCUUCCACCAUGAUUAUUUUGAAUUAUUAGGGUUUGAUAUUAGAAGGGAGAAUCCUGGAAGUUACAUGUACGCAGGACUUUUUUGGGAAAUCUUAUAAAUACUGUAGAUUGAAAUCUUUGAUAAAGAUUGGGUCCUUUAUGUAAAACUUAUGCCUCUCAUCAAAAAACUGAAGAGAGGUAUCAAUACAAAGGUUUAUUCUUGUGUUUAUGAAAUUUAGAUUAUCACUGUGGAGGAUAUGAUGGGUGGAGUGAAGUGUUUGCUUUCAAUGCUCUCAAGUCUGGAGAGGACUGGAGUCCAAGACUAGCUCUCUAUGGAGACUUAGGUAGUGUCAAUGCAAAAUCUAUUAGCUACCUUCAAGAGGAUGCUCAGAGAGGAAACUAUGAUGCUAUUCUUCAUGUUGGUAAGUUUUGAAUUGUUGAUUUUGCUUUUGGGUGAGGUGAUCUGGAAUAGUUGUAUAGUACAAUAGUGUUAAAAUAACCCAGCCAGGAUCAGCUAUUAGAAGUCCAAUUUUUAGUGAAAGAUCUCUAUUGCAUCUGAAGAAUCAAAGUACAUUAAAAAGGAGAAAGUUUUAAAAGUAUUUUGAUUUCAUUUAUUUUUCCAGGUGACUUUGCAUACAAUAUGGAAUAUGUAAGUGAAUUAAGGUCUUCUGUUUUUACAUAUGUCCAAUGGUUUUUUGGGGGAAAUACUAAAAAGUACAGUUUUCAAUUGGUCUAAUAUAUGUUUGCCAUUUGUGAAACUGAAAUUUCUCCUACUCAUUCUUCACACUUGCCUGAGCCAAAACAGAUUUCUCAUGGACAUCCAUUAUACAUUUUUUGCACACUUGAUAAAUUGAACCCUCAUUAGCUUGAACCUUCAGCUAACUCCAACAAAAAUUCAUAUCCCCUUAGAUAAUCUCCUUUCCAAAUUUAGCCUAUAUCUUAUUUACCGUAUUUACCCGUGUAUAAUGCGCACUUUUUUUCCAUAAAAACAAGCAUCAAAAUCGCGGUGCGUAUUAUACACGGAUUCUAUUGUUUGUCAAGCACGUCCUAAUUUGCAUACGUUAAAAACGCAACAAAGAAAGUAAAAGUGCACGGAUCGGUGGCCUGGGGAGGAGAAAGAGCUUGCUUAUUUACGACUCAUUUGAGGCUCACGUGACAGAUACUGUGAACACUUCCUUCAAACGCGAACUUCCCUUCUCCAGCCGCUCGAUGUAUCUUUGAACAAACCAUUUAGAGAUGGAGUCCGAAAGGAGUGGAUGGCUGAUGGAAUUCAUGAACUUACUGGACGACAAAAAAAGGCUUCGGAGUAACUGAUCUGUUCGUAUAUUUCACAAGCGUGGGAAGGCAUUCCAUCAGAAAUGAUCGCUGCCUCUCUCUGAAGUGUGGUUGCACAAACAAUUCGAAUGGAUCACAAGAUGAAUUGGUUUACAAUUCAACUGAGAUCACUGAUGAACUUGAGGAUUCAGUCAUCGAAACCUAUUCAAAUCGGACUGUGAGUCGGAAUUUGAAGGUUUCGUUGUUUAAAGACACUGAACAUUUUACUUAAAUCACGCAAUUGCAAUGCAGUAAUUAUAUUCAAGCUACCAGCAGUACUGUGAGUAGAAAUAAUGUUUAUGAACGGCUGUUAUGAUAAUAAUUCAAGUUGUGAAUUUAGGUAUAUUAAUAAGGACUUCAAGUCACAACAUUUAUAAAACGUUUGACUGUUACUGAAUAAAAAAGCUUGUAAAUAGGUGCUCGGUGCGUGCGAUAUUUGUAGUAGCAACUAGUUAGAAAUUGUUGUAAACAUAUUAUUGAUGAAUUCCCAGCUCUUGUUAAUUAAGUGAAAAAAUGGAAGUUUUAAUUCUUGGUAUUUGUCAUGAAAUCUUUUUUUUCGGAAAAAAGAGGUCAAAAAUUAGGGUGCGUAUUAUACACGGGCGCGCAUUAUACACGGGUAAAUACGGUAAUUUCUUAUUACGCAAAACAACUUUGGUCCAGUGACUAUGUCAUCGGACCUUGGUAAUUGAGAGGUGUAUCUUAGGGGGUCUGGAUUCUUAUGUUUGAUAAAACAGACAGAAACAAUUUGGAUGCUUUCAUUUGUUACAGGAUAAUGGAAUGGUUGGAGAUGACUUCAUGAAUCAAAUUCAGACAAUUGCUGCCUAUGUUCCCUAUAUGACAUGUCCAGGAAAUCAUGAACUAGCAUAGUAAGUUCCUUGAUGAUAUUAUGAGGACUUGUGAGUGGCUUCAAAGAGAAGGGUUUGAUGAUGCUCUUGCCUUAACCCUUUACACCCUCACAUCAGUAUCCAUAUUCUCCAUACUGUUACCAGUAUGUCUCUUUUGGUACUGACAAGGAGAUUUUAUAUGAAGAUCAAAGCUUCUUAGGUUGGCAAUCAUUUCCUUAUUCUCAUGAUCUUAAUGAAUGGUUUAGCAGUGUUACUGUAAGGAGAAAUUAGAUGCUGGUCACAGUAAAGGGUUAAAAGUAAUGAGAGUUUGAUUCCUCUUCAGUAAUGUUUGGAAAUCUCAGACUUGAUCACUAAGUUUUACCACUAAUAUAUAGAUUUAGCCAAGCCUAAAGUCAGAGCUCGCAUUUUGUUUUUUUCCCUCACAUCUCAAGGGCACAACGCCUUGCCCCAGCUAAGACUAGAACCCGGGUUGUCCGACUCGGAGCCCAGUGCACUGACCACUGGACAACUGGACAAAGCCGUGGCGUUGGCAUGCCUGCGGUACAGUUGACCAUGCAUGUUAAAAGUAGCACCUUGUGCAGUCAUACAGUUGUACGGUUGUACAACCAAAUUUUUUUGGCUUGAUGGGCUACUACUAUUUUGUAUAAUUAUUGGGCUACGCUCUACGAGCUCUGCUAUAAUUAUUAAAAUGAAAAUUGUAUUCUAUGGCAUAAACUAGAGUUUCUUUGAUACAUGUAUGUCAAUCUGAAAUCUUUGAUACAUGUAUGUCAAUCUGAAACAUAAAUAUGUAAUUUUUUGGCAGCAACUUCUCAAACUACAGAAACAGGUUUUCAAUGCCAGGAAACACAGAAGGUAUAUUUUACAGGUAUGGGAAACUGGCAAAAACAGCUUUAUGUGAAGGGAUACAGUACUUGUGUAUGGUUACAUUUACAUGUGUAUAAUACUUGCGCCAAAAAAAGAGCAUUUUUUAUUUCAUUACCAAGGUUAAAAUUUACCAUUCUUUUAAUUUAAAGUAUUUACACAAAGCCUUUGCCAUUGCUGACCCCAGCAGUUUGCAGGGUAGUGAAUCUGAGAGUCUGUGGCUUGAUUUCUCAUGGGGACUCUGAACUUUUACCUUUUGUCUUGUGCUCAUGACAAAACAAGAAAAAAACAUUUUAGGCAUUUCUAUAGAUACAAUUAAGUUUAGUUGAAAUACCAUUGCAAUGGUCUUGAUGGGCUGUCUCUCUCUUUUUUUUUUUCGGUUUAUUUUAUCUUCAAUGAUACAUCUAAUUUAUUGAAUACUUUGUAGUUGGAACAUUGGUCCUGCACACAUCAUCAGCUAUUCUACAGAAGUCUACUUCUGGUUGCAAUAUGGAAUUGAACAGAUCGUUCAGCAGUAUAACUGGCUUAUCAGAGACCUAGAGGUAAAGAAAUAUUCCCGUCAUUACCCCUGUAUUUGUUUCUUCGUAGCCUUCUCUUGUCUCUCCACCUCUUCAGUUUUACCCUCUCUUCCUUCUUUUUCUCCUUUUUUCUUUAUUCAUUCAUUCCUUCCUCUUUCUUCCACUUCUCCCAAACUCUUUUUCUCUUGUGUCAUCAUUUGUUCCUUCAAAGGAUGGGUGAUGUUCAGUGUUUGCCCAAGAUUUUUCAGCAUCCAGCUAUAAAAACACCACCUGCCAAGGGUUAAAAUUCAUGGCAGAUUGGGACAGUCAUUUUAGUUCUUUGCCUAAUUUAAAUUGCCAGCACUCCAGAAAUGAAUAGCUGGUGUUUCUGAAGAACAUUGAUAAUGCUAUCCAUUAUUUGUUAGGGGUCAUAACCAUUGUUCCCUAUUAAUAGUAUUAAUACUAUUAUUAUUAUUAUUAUUAUUAUAGUGUUACAUUUUAAUAGUGUUAAAUAUUAUUAUUAUUAAUAAUAGUGUAAUAUGAUAAUUAUUAUCACUAGUAUAAUCUACAUUUGUAACAGCUAAGGCCUUUGAUCUUAUUUGGUAGUUUUUUAUUUUGUUUUGCUUUUUUUUUAGUAUUGUGUGAUUAAAACUGUAUCAGAGCAAGCCUCACAUGUAAUGUGUAUUUUGUUGCAGGAGGCAACUCUUCCUGAAAACCGCAGUAAACGUCCCUGGAUCAUCACCAUGGCACACAAACCAAUGUACUGCAGUAACGAUAAUCCUAAUGAUUGCACAAAAACUAACAGCAUGGUAAGGUUACUGAUUAUCCUUAAACCUUAUCCUUAAGUAGGGAAAAGGGUGCCUUAGUUGGUUAUUGUAAUACUUUAAGCCCUUUUGAUCUUUUUAUUGGUCCUCAAAGUUUGUCAACAUGACAUUUAAGGCUGUUUCUGAUUCUAAAGUGGUAGAGCCAAUUCCUCAAUCUCAAAACAACAGCCUUGGUCAAAGAAAAUAUUUGUGGUUGCCCUUUAAGGCAGCUUAGAUAUCAAUAGCAUUCUCGGUGAUUGCACGUAAGUUGUAUUAACACAUCUUUUUUGUUUUUUUUUUUAGAUUCGCACUGGAAUAACCUCUAAGCAUUUGUGGCCUUUGGAAGACUUGUUUUACAAAUAUGGUAUGAAAAAAUCAUUAUUGGAAACAAGAUUGAUCUUUGAUUGGAACUCUCAUUGUAAUUAUUUUUUGGUGACAAAAUUAAUCAUGAUAACACAAAGAGGAAAAAAUUUGCCCUUGGAGUAAAUUGUGUCAAGCCAUGUUCAAACAACAUAAUAUAUUCAAGUAUUUAUUCAUGCAGAAUUUCUAUCCCCAUUCUAGGUGUGGACUUGAUGUUGGAAGCUCAUGAGCACUCCUAUGAACGUUUGUGGCCCAUUUACAACAUGCAGGUAAGGUUGUGAACAGUAUAGCCUGCUGAAAGUUUGCAGUGCAUAAAAGGAAUUGUGAUAAUGAUGGGGAAGUGAACGGGAAAGGGAGGUAUGGGUCAGCUCAUGAUCCAAAUCAAACCUUCUUUGUCUUUUCACUCUUGUGCUACCAUUGCACUGAGUGCUGUUGCAUUUGUUUUGUUAACCCUUUAACUUCCAAGAUCUGAUUGUCAAUUCUCCCCUGUAGCUGCCACACAUUUCCUUUUAAGUUAGUUAUGAAAACUUGGUGCUAGAUCAAGAUAGCAGCUUCUACCUGAUAAGUUUGAAUAUUCUCAUUACAUGUUUGCCAAGAAUGUAUGGAUAUUGAAGGGAGAAGUUUUAUGUUAAUCACCUCUGGGAGUUAAAGGGUUAACUGAAUCCCUUGGAACAAGCCGUAGGAUUGGUUGCAAAAGUAUUGAGAGUAAAUAAAGUGCCAUCUGAUCUUUGCGCCUGUGUAGCAGAGAUUUUUUGUGUUGUCCUAUCUAGAAUUCUUUUUCUGUUGCUUAUUUAAAGUUAUCUCUAUCCUUGAGUAACUAAAAUGUGCCAAUUUGACAAAAGAAUGGGGUCACUGUUUCCUCAUCCUUGGAGACUGAAGAGUGAAUAAUCAGGGGAGAGCAAAAUCUAGUGGUGGUUUUGGUUUGACUUGAAAGUUUCUUUGCUCAUCAAAAAAUAUUUUGCAUCAAACUGAAACUGUGCUGUAGUUUCUCCUUGCCCAAUUGUUAGUUUCUUAGUCUCCAUGGAUGCUGCUUUCAGGAUGUUGCUUUCAUCGCAACUUCUGAAAGGCUGGAGUUUCAAUACGAGGCUGUUCCUAAAAGGGGGUCAUAGGGUGAAAUGCAACCAGAAAAGCUUGCGCACAGGCUAAAGGAGGAAGUUAAGGGGUCUUACAGGCAAUGUUAAACCAUGAGUCACUGGCUAUUCAUCAAAUACCCUAAGGAGGUAGCAAAAUUGGUACUUUCAAGCACUAUGGUGUUUGACUCUUAAAUUUGUUGUGUAUAUGUUAAAGGUAAUGUCUCUUGAACACUCUUAAUUUAUAUUUCCCUUUCCAGGUUUGCAAUGGAUCUCAUGAGGAGCCAUACACCAACCCUUGCGCCCCAGUUCAUAUAAUCACUGGUUCAGCGGUAUGUUUGCUAUCAACACUAGUUCUCUGUUUUACAUAAGCAAAUUACAGCUGCCUAAUAUGAUAGAUAGGUUAGGAUCUCUAAAGGAUUAUCGCAAUGAAAAUACCUGACCUGUUACCUUGAAGUUGAAUUUGAAGUUUAUUAAUUCAUAAAUACAUGGCAGUUCAAAAACUGAAUUGCUUAUUUACUUAACAAAAAUUAAUUUUACAAAUCUAAUCAUUAACUAAUCUAUCUUAAUCAAAAAGCUAACAGGAGAUAAGCUGCUAAAAAAGUUAUCAUAAUACAAGCUGCAAAAUUUGAAAACCCUGAACUAUAAAUUAGUUGCUUUGAGACAUGAAGAGAUAAUAAUAUUUGUAAAACAGUCAGUUUUAAAAUGCGGCGUGCUAAAAGGGCGAGCAUGUCGUGAGUGAAUGAUAAGUUUUGUGCAGUGCAGGUAAUAACUUAUAAAGGCAGUGAUUGCAUGGUGUUGUUUACACUUGUUCCUUGAAGUUCAUAAUCUUCAGGGGUUCUUCAAGCCCUCUACCUCCAAACAUAAGCCCACUCACUCUCUUUACUGCUCUCUGUACAUUUCCUGUGGAACUAGCGAGGAGUUUGUUUAACAGUCAAGAGCCUCUUUAGGCGGCAAUCAUUUCUCUCACUCUCAUGACCAUAGUACGCUAUUUAGCAGUAACACUGUAAGGAGAAAUUAGAUCUUUGUCAGUGUUCUGAGGGCUUAAAGGGUUGAGGGGACAGUUAAAAUGCCCCUACCUUCCAGAAGUCCUUAUUCCUCACAUCUACAGAUCAAACUGGCUUGUCUCCCAAAUGUGAAGAUUUGCACCAUUGUUAUGUUUCACUGUGUUUUUCCUGCUGAUUUACAAUAGAAUGGUAUUUCUUACAGGGAUGUGUUUCGAAGCAUGACCCUUUCAAGAAGGAUAAGCCAUUUUGGACAGCUUUCCGUACUCUGAAUUACGGUUUCACUCAGAUGACAAUCCAUAAUAAGACUCACAUAGGCAUACAGCAAGUGGAUGUUGACCUGGUAAGUCCAGUGGAUAGAAUAAACUUUAGGGCAUAUGCACCUCGUAAGAGCAAGUUUAGAAGGAGAAAAUUUGGUCAAUGAGUGUGAGAACUCCUCAUUCGAUGGUCAGGUGACAUCCAGUUAAUUUUUUUUUUUAAUUUCUGCUGCACCCUUUUUUCCUCUUUAGUAAUGUGGCUUAAUUUCAUAAUUUUUUUUCUGGAAAUCAGAGGCAAAUUCUUGCAAAAAGGCUUAUAUAACUACUGGUAUCCUGUGGUGAAAGUUAAACUGAUUUCUGCAUUUGUUGUUAUUGUAAUCAGGGUGGGGAAGUUGUUGACAAAAUAAUGCUGAUAAAGGAUGUCCAUGGACCAGAAGCUUGGGCUAGAAAGAAUGUGAAGAAUUGAAAGCUGAGGAAAAUGAUGAAAUCUUUAAAACCACUUGUUGGAAAUUUACUCUUCCAGUAACUUGUUACUUUUGGUAUAUUACUAAUCUUUGCAGAGAAGCUGAGCUAUGGUCUCUCCUUUUGUAAUUACUUUUUUUCACAAUAAUUUUGCAAUAUAAAGAGGGUACAGGGCAUGUGUUUACUUAAAUAAACAACAAUUCACUGUUGUUUAUUAGAACAGAAUGCAAAAGUAGCUUGGACAACUAAUGAGGAACUGAUCAACUAAUGAAUAAUGAGGUGUGGAAAAACAACAAUGUCAUUUUACUGUAAUUGUAUAUUCAUGCAUGGUGUGUGAUGCCUAAUCCUUUAACCCCAUAGAGAGACCAGCGUCUAAUUUCUCCUUACAUUAUUAUUCUAGAAUCCAACAUUAAGAUCAUGAGAAUUUCGGAAAUGAUAACUGACUAAAAAAUAUUUUGAUUGUUGAUCAAAAUUUCACUAUCAGUACCACAGGAAAUGUAUAGAAUAUAGAUGGAGAAUAUGCAUACUGAUACUAGUGCAGAAAGGGUUAAUGGGGGCAUGCUUGUUUUAUAUCUGACUCAUUAAUCUUAUUACAGUCCAUUGAAAAUACGACUAGUCUUGAUAGUAGUUUCUGUUCAUUGUCUGUGGUUAGAAGGAUUUCUUUAGUGUCCACAUUCCAAAUUUAAUGAUCUUUAUAAUAUAUAGGUAUAGAUGUUGUGUCAAGAAAACUGAGCAACCUUGAACUUUCUUGUGAAAUGGAGGAAUUUAAGAAAACAAAUUAUCA